AUGUCGCUUAUUCUCAUUCAUAAUGAUCAAACAGUACCAGUUGAACUUCCAUGUGCAUUGGACGAAUACUGCUGUUUAUUUGAUGAAAUUUGUAAAACUAUUAUAAGCACAUUCAAGCUCAACAAUUUGAUAUGUGAUUAUUACCUAUCAUAUUACGAUCCUUUAUACAAAUUAUGGAUCAAUCUGAAUAUUCAUGUGACAAAGCGCAUCACAGAGAUUCUACGCGGAUCAUCAGCUAAAACAUUGAAAAUACAAAUUCAACGUCGUCGACAAAAUCUGACAACAUAUUCGAUGACAACCAACAAGUUCGAUCAUCAACUAAGCAAUGUAAAUCAUAAUGAUAAAGUGUAUGUGCAUACAGUUAUCUGGUUGGAUGAAUCUAUCGGUAAUCCAUAUCAGCAUAACAAAUUCAAACGAGACUGUCGGGCUAUGAUCAAUGCAAACACAGUCAGUCGCUUUGCCGACAGCGAUAAUAUUGACGCCAAAGUUCGAUACGACACGUAUGCUGAUGAUUGCGAACGAAUUUGGCGGCAUAACUCACAAUACACAACUGCAAAGCACAUGUGUCCGUUCCAGUGCCAUCUUUUCACUGCGGAUAGUACUUACACGUUUUUCACAUGUCUAAACACAAUGUCGAAAUUAACACGUUCCCUUUCGAUUAUUGCUUCCACGCAAUUCGCAAAAGAAGUCAUACCAAUUGUACUGUACCAUCAGCAAAAGCAACUCAUUCCAAGUGAAUUAUUUCUCUAUGUUUUUGAUUCGAACAUGGAAAGUUGUUACGACUGGGCAUCCUAUUACACGUUAGAUGAUCACCUUCCCCAAACAACAACUUUCCUAUUGUUCGAUGAUAAAAAACAGUUAUUCAUCCGAUUACUCAAUGAAGUCAGACGCCUAUUAGUUUCAGAGGCAGAUGCAAAACGUGCCAAACAUGAACUUUAUUCUGCUCUUCAGUACUAUUGUAUUGCAAAUCAACUAUUCCUUAACUCAUUACGCUGGAAUCAUCGUUAUAAUUUUGCUGAAUUCGACCGGCUGAAUCGAGUAAUCGAUGAAUUAGAACGAGAUGUCAACGAGGUUCUUCUAGAGAAAUUUAAACCAUCGGUUUUUGAUAAUAUACAAAUCGAACUAAGUGAUGAACUUUCACAAGAGUGUUCCGAAAUUUUCGAAGGAUUAUAA
Messenger RNA from Adineta ricciae, 1173 nucleotides. Lineage: Eukaryota; Metazoa; Rotifera; Eurotatoria; Adinetida; Adinetidae. The record is from the annotation of a GenBank genome assembly.